GCGCAGCUGCGCCGGCUCCUAGAGCCCAGCGGAGCCAGCCCGGCGCCCAGGGCGCGCACAGCCCGCGGCGGCGCCGGCGAUGCGGGGCCGUCCCGCGCCCGCCCCAGUCCCGGCCCGGGCCCCCGCGGGAAGGGGCUGAGUCGCCUGCCGCCGCCCGGAUGGCGAGCCUUGUCGCGCUCGCCCUCAGCCUGCUCCUGAGUCUUCAGCUGCCGCCGCUGCCCGGAGCCUGGGCGCAGAGCGCCGCAGGCGGCUGUUCCUUUGAUGAGCACUACAGCAACUGUGGUUAUAGCGUGGCCCUGGGGACCAAUGGGUUUACCUGGGAGCAGAUUAACACGUGGGAGAAACCAAUGCUGGACCCAGCGGUGCCCACAGGAUCUUUCAUGAUGGUGAACAGCUCCGGGAGGGCCUCUGGCCAGAAGGCCCACCUUCUCCUGCCCACCCUGAAGGAGAAUGACACCCACUGCAUCGAUUUCCAUUACUACUUCUCCAGUCGUGACAGGUCCAGUCCAGGGGCCUUGAAUGUCUAUGUGAAGGUCAAUGGUGGGCCCCAAGGGAACCCCGUCUGGAAUGUGUCUGGAGUCGUCACCGAGGGCUGGGUGAAGGCAGAGCUUGCCAUCAGCACCUUCUGGCCACAUUUCUACCAGGUGAUAUUUGAAUCCGUCUCUUUGAAAGGUCAUCCUGGCUACAUCGCUGUGGACGAGGUCCGGGUCCUCGCUCAUCCAUGCAGAAAAGCACCUCACUUUCUGCGGCUCCAAAACGUCGAGGUGAACGUGGGGCAGAAUGCCACGUUUCAGUGCAUUGCUGGCGGGAAGUGGUCUCAGCAUGACAAGCUCUGGCUCCAGCAAUGGAACGGCAGGGACACGGCCCUCAUGGUCACCCGCGUGGUCAACCACAGGCGCUUCUCGGCCACGGUCAGCGUGGCGGACACUGCCCAGCGGAGUGUGAGCAAGUACCGCUGCGUGAUCCGGUCCGACGGUGGCUCCGGCGUGUCCAACUACGCUGAGCUGAUCGUGAAAGAGCCCCCCACACCCAUUGCCCCCCCAGAGCUUCUGGCUGUGGGGGCCACAUACCUAUGGAUCAAGCCCAAUGCCAACUCCAUCAUCGGGGAUGGCCCCAUCAUUCUGAAGGAGGUGGAAUAUCGCACCACCACAGGCACCUGGGCCGAGACCCACAUUGUCGACUCUCCCAACUAUAAGCUGUGGCAUCUGGACCCUGAUGUGGAGUAUGAGAUACGGGUUCUUCUCACGAGACCAGGAGAGGGGGGCACAGGACCACCGGGGCCUCCACUCACCACCAGGACCAAGUGUGCAGACCCAGUGCACGGCCCGCAGAACGUGGAGAUUGUGGACAUCCGAGCCCGGCAGCUGACCCUGCAGUGGGAGCCCUUCGGCUACGCGGUGACCCGCUGUCACAGCUACAACCUCACGGUGCAGUACCAGUACGUGUUCAACCAGCAGCAGUACGAGGCUGAGGAGGUCAUUCAGACCUCCUCCCACUACACGCUGAGGGGCCUGCGCCCCUUCAUGACCAUCCGGCUGCGGCUCCUGCUGUCCAACCCCGAGGGCCGGAUGGAGAGCGAGGAGCUGGUGGUGCAGACAGAGGAGGACGUUCCAGGAGCUGUUCCUCUAGAGUCCAUCCAAGGGGGGCCCUUUGAGGAGAAGAUCUACAUCCAGUGGAAACCUCCCAACGAGACCAAUGGGGUCAUCACGCUGUAUGAGAUCAACUACAAAGCUGUUGGCUCCCUGGACCCGAGUGCUGACCUCUCCAGCCAGCGGGGGAAAGUGUUCAAGCUCCGGAAUGAAACCCACCACCUGUUUGUGGGUCUGUACCCGGGGACCACCUACUCCUUCACCAUCAAAGCCAGCACAGCCAAGGGCUUUGGGCCCCCCGUCACCACCAGGAUCGCCACCAAAAUUUCAGCUCCGUCGAUGCCCGAAUAUGACACAGACACCCCACUGAACGAAACGGACACAACCAUCACGGUGAUGCUGAAGCCUGCUCAGUCCCGGGGAGCCCCUGUCAGUGUUUAUCAGCUGGUUGUCAAGGAGGAGAGACUUCAGAAGUCCCGGCGGGCAGCUGACAUCAUUGAGUGCUUUGCGGUGCCCGUGAGCUACAGGAACGCCUCCAGCCUCGAUUCUCUGCACUACUUUGCUGCCGAAUUGAAGCCCGCCAACCUGCCCGUCACACAGCCUUUUACAGUGGGGGACAAUAAGACCUACAACGGCUACUGGAACCCUCCUCUUUCCCCUCUGAAAAGCUACAGCAUCUACUUCCAGGCACUCAGCAAAGCCAACGGGGAGACCAAAAUCAACUGUGUUCGUCUGGCUACGAAAGGUGCCUCCACCCAGAACUCUAACACCGUGGAACCCGAGAAGCAGGUGGACAACACCGUGAAGAUGGCUGGAGUGAUCGCUGGCCUCCUCAUGUUCAUCAUCAUUCUCCUGGGCGUGAUGCUCACCAUCAAAAGGAGAAGAAAUGCUUAUUCCUACUCCUAUUACUUGAAGCUGGCCAAGAAACAGAAGGAGACGCAGAGUGGAGCCCAGAGGGAGAUGGGGCCUGUGGCCUCGGCAGACAAACCCACCACCAAGCUCAGCACCAGCCGCAAUGAUGAAGGCUUCUCCUCAAGCUCUCAGGACGUUAACGGAUUCACAGAUGGCAGUCGCGGAGAGCUGUCCCAGCCCACGCUCACGAUCCAGACUCACCCCUACCGGGCAUGUGACCCCGUGGAGAUGAGCUAUCCUCGGGACCAGUUCCAGCCGGCCAUCCGGGUGGCGGACCUGCUGCAGCACAUCACCCAGAUGAAGAGAGGCCAGGGCUACGGGUUCAAGGAGGAAUAUGAGGCCUUACCGGAGGGGCAGACAGCUUCAUGGGACACAGCCAAAGAGGACGAAAACCGCAACAAGAACCGAUACGGAAACAUCAUAUCCUAUGACCAUUCCCGAGUGAGGUUGCUGGUGCUGGACGGAGACCCCCACUCUGACUACAUCAACGCCAACUAUAUUGAUGGUUACCACCGACCUCGGCACUACAUUGCGACUCAAGAAGGGGAGCCAGUGGACUUCUGGAGAAUGAUCUGGCAGGAGAAUUCAGCCAGCAUCGUCAUGGUCACGAACCUCGUGGAGGUGGGCAGGGUGAAGUGUGUGCGGUACUGGCCGGAUGACACAGAGGUCUACGGGGACAUUAAAGUCACCCUGAUUGAAACAGAGCCCCUGGCAGAAUAUGUCAUACGCACCUUCACGGUCCAGAAGAAAGGCUACCACGAGAUCCGGGAGCUCCGCCUCUUCCACUUCACCAGCUGGCCCGACCACGGCGUCCCCUGCUACGCCACUGGCCUCCUAGGCUUCGUCCGCCAGGUCAAGUUCCUCAACCCCCCCGAAGCCGGGCCCAUCGUGGUCCACUGCAGUGCUGGAGCUGGGAGGACUGGCUGCUUUAUCGCCAUCGACACCAUGCUCGACAUGGCCGAGAAUGAAGGGGUGGUGGACAUCUUCAACUGCGUGCGCGAGCUCCGGGCCCAGAGGGUCAACCUGGUGCAGACAGAGGAGCAAUACGUGUUUGUGCACGACGCCAUCCUGGAAGCGUGCCUCUGCGGCAACACCGCCAUCCCUGUGUGUGAGUUCCGCUCUCUCUACUACAAUAUCAGCAGGCUGGACCCCCAGACCAACUCCAGCCAAAUCAAAGACGAAUUUCAGACCCUCAACAUCGUGACACCCCGUGUGCGGCCCGAGGACUGCAGCAUUGGGCUCCUGCCCCGGAACCAUGAUAAGAACCGGAGCAUGGACGUCCUGCCUCUGGACCGCUGCCUCCCCUUCCUCAUCUCGGUGGAUGGAGAAUCUAGCAACUACAUCAACGCGGCACUGAUGGACCUCUGUAUGCAGUACUGGCCUGAGAAGACCUCUGGGUGCUACGGACCCAUCCAAGUGGAGUUCGUCUCCGCAGACAUCGAUGAGGACAUCAUCCACAGGAUAUUCCGCAUCUGCAACAUGGCUCGGCCCCAGGAUGGGUACCGUAUCGUCCAGCACCUCCAGUACAUUGGCUGGCCCGCCUACCGGGACACGCCCCCCUCCAAGCGCUCUCUGCUCAAAGUGGUCCGCCGGCUGGAGAAGUGGCAGGAGCAGUACGACGGCAGGGAGGGACGCACGGUGGUCCACUGCCUAAAUGGGGGAGGCCGCAGCGGAACCUUCUGUGCCAUCUGCAGCGUGUGUGAGAUGAUCCAGCAGCAAAAUAUCAUUGACGUGUUCCACAUCGUGAAAACGCUGCGUAACAACAAGUCCAACAUGGUGGAGACCCUGGAACAGUAUAAAUUUGUAUACGAGGUGGCCCUGGAAUAUUUAAGCUCCUUUUAGCCUGAUGGGAUGGGGAACCUGCCGGCAUCCAGAGGCUGUGCAGCCAAGCCCGCUUUCUGUGGAUGGCAGUGACUGGGCUUGGGCUGACGCGGCACCCUGCCCAACUCCAAGGAGAAGACUGGUGGUCCCGUGUUCCACAGUGGGCUCUACACCUUCCGAGGGGUCCCCUGUACCUAUGAGAGCUGCAGCUCCGAAAGGCCCUGGCCUCCCUUCCACACCCGAGCAGCCACAGCCACGGGCCCACGCAGCAGUGUACCCAUAACAAGGCCCCGGAUUUCUCGGUUCCCCGAACUCUUGCUUUUGCUCUGUUCAACUGUGUGAACCUCAUGGCGAGCCAAUCGUGCAGGUGCUGGGAGUGGCUGGCUUGGCAGCACCUCCUCUACUGCUCCUUGCAAGUCGGGGGGAGGGGGGCGGGUAUCUUCUCCUUCUCCAGCUAUCGUGGAAAUGAUUGGGUUCUUGGGGUCCCUGCUCUGCUGCCCCCUGCAGUGACUUUUAGCACCAGACACCUGGAUCAUGUGACCUGAGGAUGCUCCGGAGACCUCAGCAGUGGCCCCCAUCCUGCCACCCGGCCUGCAUGGGGCUUGGCCCAUGACCAUUCUGCACCCCUCCCCCAGCCUGGCCCUUGGUCUUCUGUCAUUCACUGGCCAGCCUGCUGUGUCUACAGCGCGCUUGGAUAAAGGUUUUCUUUGCGUUUUUUUUGUGGUCCGUGGGAGGGGGUGGAACUGUAGGGAAUUGGCUGUUCUUCCUUGUCUUUGUGAAAAGGGACCGCCGCCCCCUCAGAGGCAGAGCUCUCACUGAUUCUGUGUCCCUUGGGUGGCGGCUCCUUUGCGAGGGAUGCACAGGAAAAGAUUUAAUUAUUUUCCAAAGUAUAUAUUAAAAGAAACAUUUUUUAGGGGAAGGGAGCAGUGUAAAAUCUUAGUCUCCUAUGUCAAAAAAAAGAAAUGCAGGGAAGGGAGGAAGUUUGGAUGUAGCUAUAAGACAAAUCCUCUCGGGCCUGUAAUCUUUCCUGAAAAGAUCCUUAAAAGGUCCCACCCUGGGACAGCACAGCCACUGAGCAAGGGAGAGACGGGCUAGUCUGAAGAUGGUCCCUUUGGUUUCUGGGGCACCAGCAUUGAGCAUAAUCUUGACUCUCCACAUUCAAAGUCCUAGAGAAAUGCAGCUGCCAUCUUGAAAAAGGCCACCAUGGACCCACUUGUGCUUCGGUUUAAAACAGGCCACGAGCAUCACACCUGGGAAAAUUGGGUCUUGCCCAAAGUCUGGGUGAGUCCAUGACAGGGAACCAACAUUUGUUACCAGGUGUGGCACAUUCCACGUGACACACACACCAUCUUACAAGCCCCAAGGGUGAGCUGUUAACCUUUCAUCACCUCCGUGUGCCAACUGAGGAAACGGAGGCAUCCUCCUGAGUGGUGAAAUGGUGGGUCCCCAAAAAGGCGAGUAAUGGCGAUGACACUUAUUUUCCUUGUUUCCUUCAUCCUCUCUCAGCCAAGCAAUUAUCUGAUGGAGGGGAAAAUAAGGCCAGGGACUUCUGAGCAGAGAGCUUCACAAACAGAAAUGUAAUUCUUCCUUUCUGAUGUCAGUUCUUCUGGGAUGCCCAGAGUUUCAGAUAUAUUUUAGUGCCUCAUUCUCAGCUCCCUAGGAAAGCUAGUCUCAUCUAAGUUCUUAGCCAGUGAGAACAAUUCCCUGUUCCCUCAGGCUCAGAGGUCUGCCAGGCAGGGCCGCUCUCUCUUCGCUAGUCUCCAGAAGGUGGUUGGGCACAGUAUCUGACAGCCUCGGGGUGGCCUGGGAUAGGCAGCUCCUUCUUGGAGGCUGGUCAAGCCCUAGAUAGGGCACGGAGAGCACAGAAUUCAAUAAGCCACCGUGUUCUCCCUCCAGAGCUCACUGCGUGUGUGUGGAGGGGGGACUGAACCCCAUACAGUGCACAAGUGUUCUAGGAGCCUAGGAGUAAGAGAGACCGCCUAGGGCUUCCUGGAGGAGGUGACAUACAUCCCAGCUGGCUGGCAACAGACAGAAUAAGGAAGAAAAGGAAAUUCAGGCCAAGGGAUCAGCAUGUGCAGUGGCAGAGGUAUGGAAAAUCCUUGGGGCGGGGGGCAGUAUGGUGGGACAUCAGCCCACCUAGAGCAUAGCGUGGCAGGAAAAGGGCAGGAGGCGAGCCAGGGUGAGGGUGAUGAGUGCCCGGCCAAGAAUACAGACUUGGCCCCGGGCCACCAGGAGCUUCUGAGUGUUGUGCUCAGCUCAGUGUCGGAGAAGGCUCCCUCUGGGGCCGGAGGGCUGCCUCUUUUCCUUUCAUCACACACUGUGAAAACAUUCCCUUACGCGUGUACUUUAAUAUCACAUCUAUUUGUCUGUCUGCUCAUUAUUUUGUUGCUGGAACAAAAUAUGCAGUGGAUGAUGAGACUGUACUUCUGUGAGAAACCAGGUCUCUGCUCUACCACGGAGCAGGGUGACCAACCCAGAGCCCACAAGGAGGGGACACAAAAGGAGCCCCCAGGAGCUGCUCCUGCUGGCCCGGGCUCUGAGACUGUCUGGAAAGUCCAGGGACCCGACUCGAGCAAGGAAGGGCUGUCAUUUGGGAGGUUCAAAAGGAAGCAUCUCAAAGCAAAGGAAGGCAAAGGAGCCCCUCGACAAACUCCCUCUUCUUUCAUGGGCCCCUCCCCGGGUGGGCUUGAGCAGGUUCCCAGGCUCCAGUCCCCACUGGUCCUGCCUACGUCCCCAGCUCCAGCCCACUGCUCCAGCCGGCCUCCCCCGAGCCUUCAAAGAGCCUGCAGCAUAGCAAGUCAUCCUGUUAGAUGCUCUCUUCUCAGAUCUUGGUUCAUUCGUACAGAACCAGAGGGGGCAGGGGCGGGGCUCCCUAACACAAAUCCUAGGAUCUGUUCUGCUUAGGAACGGGUAAAAUCACUGGCCGAUAAAAAAAUGGCAGUCGUGGCUAUCAUUUCGAAUGGUAGGAAUUGAAAAUGUGACUUCAGGGAGAAGGAAAAUUAUAAAAAACUCGGGCUAUGGUAACCCAAAGGCCGGGGAUGGUUCACCUGGCUCGUCCCCUCAUUUCCACACAACCCAACCACCUGCCCAGAAGGCAGGGCAGUGAAUAGGCCUUAGGCCAAUGUACACAGGAAGCAGCUGAGGCUUAGCGAUGGGGAUGCCUUUCCCAAGAUCCCACAGGGCAAGGGUGUGGCAGGACUUGGAUGAGAUGGGGCACUGGUGCCCAAGAAUUUGGACUUGGCCCCUUCCCUUGGAAAGCUGAGCAAAUACCCGCUGCCCCAAGGGAUUUCCCCACCCUUCCCCACUUACAGGGGGGCUCACCUUGCGCUAUGCAGAGGAAAAGGUGCAUUUAAUGCUGAGUGUCCACAACAGGGGCUAGCCUCUGGUCUCUGGGGUGCCAAAGGGGGUGCUCCCACUUAGUAUAGAGCCUUACAGUUCUCACCUCCCAGUUAGAGACCCUGUUUGGAGAAAACGCAAGGAAUUAAUGAGAAGCCAGGAACCGUCCCCACCUGCGUAUGCUUAUGGCCUAAUAGCUUCAGGAUACAUCUCAGCUGUACCCAACAUUGGGUCCGCUCACUUUUUCUGGUGUGAAGAUCCUGGUUCCCCCAGGGGCCCCCUGACUCUCUAGAUGGCGAGCACAUGCCUCCCUUCAUGGGAACAGAGGGGUCAGCUUGCUCUUUUGGGCCGCCCUCUCUCUGGGUGUGGCCUGAGCAAUGGGCUGCCAGAUCCGAGCUCUCACAUGGGGCCAGCAGACUGGCCUGGGGACUCUAACACGUGAGCUCGCUGAAUGCUCAAUAUUCCUAAAACGUGUUUGUGAUUGUCACCAUUUGACAGAUGAGUAAACCGAGAUUCAAGGGAGAGAAAUCACUUAUUUGUCCACAGUUCCACAGCUAGUGAGGAGGGAGCCAGGAUUUAAACUGGUUCUUUUUACGUCGAAGACAACGUUUUUCCACCAUUGUGUCUCAGAUUUUCCCACAGGAUUGCCCAUAACAGCAAAAGCUCGAGUAAACCAGGGGCUCUUGUAAAGCCCCAAGCAGACAACAGUAAGCUUGAAAUUCCCUCACAGUUUCAUGUUUUCCUUGAACAAUCAUGCAAUAUUUGCAUUCCACUCUAAUUUAGCCUGAUUUCUUUUAAUAUGACAGUAUAAAUAUGUUUAACCACACGUACCCUGUCCCUCAUGUGUCUUUGAUCCCCUCAACUAGCUAUGAUGGACCCCAGGGAAGGGUGAGUCUGAGAGGCACAGUGCCUGAACCAUCUGCUUCCGCCUGCGGCCAGCUCCAGACUCAAGUUCAAGUCCAGCUCACUCCCUCUAGGCAGGUCCUUUGCUGUGAGGGGGGUGCCCUGUGCCCUGACCUCACCGUUCACAGGUUGAUCUCCACUCGGGUCUCCUCCAGAUGGAUUCUGGAAGGAAACCGUUGACAUAUACUAGAAUGAUGAGGACAGGCCCACCUGGUGUAGCAAAGACUAAACCCAUAAAACCCAAAAGGGAAAGAAGACAGACACGGCCUUGCUCAGCAGAUUCCUGAACGCUGCGCCUAUUAGAAGCUGGUGCCCUUUGUCCGGGGGGGAGUCUCGUGGUUGCUAAGAUGCGCACAUCUAAGGACACACUUCCUAAGAGGGGCUGUGGUCUGGAAGGCUCCUCACGUGCCUUCAACUACGCAUACUUACUGGGUUCCUAAAACAUGCAGGGCCCUGGAGGGGGUGCUUCCAGGAAGUACAGGUUACUACGGUACAGCUCCUCUGUUGCUGAGUCAUGGGGCUGUCAUGGAAAGAGCCCAGUCUUCAGUUCUAUUCCCAGCCCAGCCAUUCCUUGGCUAUAGAAUGUUGGGCCAACCAGUUAAUGGGAAAAGAUGUGAAAAGAGGAGCCUCGGCCAGGUAGAAGAGGUAGAGCUGGAAAGCUUUGGGCAGGGAAACAGGAAAACAAGGCCAAAACGCUGGGACCCAAAAGGAAUUCUCAGAACCAAGGAUGUAUAUGAACGAACGGGGCACAGUGGUUGCUUCUAUGACACAGCAGGACAGGGGAUGGGGAGGGACUGGCCAGAUCCAAUUGGAGCAAGGAUGUGACUUUACAAUAAGUCUCAGCGUCUUAGAGCAAAGGUUAUCAUUUUCCCUCUGACCAAAAAUCAUAUUAAUUCGUCACCUGUUCCCUGUGGCUAAGCUAGCCCCUGCUGUGUGUCCUCGCCAGGACCCACAUUUGCUCAGCUCCGGUGUGAAUACCUGUUGUGUGCAUUGAGGUGUCAGCCUAGCAAGGCGCCUGCAGACAGCAGAAGUGAGGACCAGGAAGGAACACCGGGCACUUACGUCAUCUCUGCAGGAGUAACUGCCCAACCCAGAUCCAGGGACACUGAAGGAGACUGAUAAUUCUCCUGUACCUCAUGGCCUUAGAAAAGAAUGAAGAAAGCCACCCUCCCUUAGCCUGCAUCUAAUCUCUCCUGGGUUGGACAGACAAGCCAUCAGCACCAAGCUGAGUCAGGAGAAAUGCCAUGGAAACCGUGGGUGAACCCAAGGGUAAGGUGAGCAGGAUGCUCACCCUAAACCAUAAAGCCAACACAUCGUGUUGGGCCAAGCUCCCUGGGAACAAAUAGUCAACCCAAGCUGCAGGGCGGUCAGGAGAUGAGACAUGAGUCACCCAGAUGGCCACUUCAUCUCAAAACCCUGACGGCUUCCCCCAUCAUCCAACUAGUCUGAGUUCCUUCUCAGCCAAUGAUGCCAGCUCCAAAUCACAGCCAAAUCAAACAGGGAAAUAGGAAAAGUGAAUCCAGCUAAAGGAGACCAGCUGAGACUCAGCCUUUCUCCUAAUUCCCAUGCAAUGGUUCCAUGUUGGAGGUUUGCCAUGUUUACAGAACUGGAAGUGGUAAAACACAAGCCCUUGGCUUCCCCUACCAGAGACCUGCCUUUGAGAUCAUAUACUCACUGAACAGCAGAGAGAGGAGUCAGUGGCAGAGGAUGGAGGGCUCCAGUUUCCUCUGACACAUAUUUCAGGGUCAUGGACAUGAUCCUGAGAAGCACAGCAGAGAAGUCUAAGCCGUGUUUGUGCUCAUGAGCAAACUCUCCUCUGCUUUAUUGGUAACGAGAGAGAGGCUUUUGCAUGGCACUGGCUAUACAAGUGUCUUGUAGAAACCAACACUAUCUCUUGGAUGCAUCCUGCCUACUUCCAGAAGAGGCAGGAGAAGGUCAUCAAAAGGAUCACAUUCACCCCCUGAAAUCCACCCACGAGUGUUAGGGCCGCUAGAAGAGGCGUCAGCACCCAUAACAGUAGACCCCAGGCCUUGCAUCCUAGUUAUCUAUGAGGUUGGGGGAAGUCCAUUGGGGCUGAUACAAGGGGUGUGGGAGGACUCAGCACAGCAGAGGGUCCAAGGGAAGCGCUGUUGGGGCUUGGUUACCGUGGAACCUCCUUCUGGAUCUGAGAGCUGCUAUGAAUGGCGGGAUUUGAACCUUUGGCUGGGAUGUUCAGAGAGUGAGGGUCUGGGGGCCUUAGAGUGUUGGACAGGAAGGCAUUGGAAUUAAAGCCUGGAGCUCAGCGUAAUUAGUGGAACUCAUGGUUCCUCGGUGAGUGGGUCUCCUCUAUUUGGGGGAGGUAGGGGAAUGUGAAGUAACCUGCCAAAAUUGCAAAACUGAGUCCCUGUACACACACUGCAGUGCCUUUGGGCUUGUGAAUACAGACAGUGGGCCUCUUAUGUGAUGAUCCAAAAAACUCUCAGUGCCGCCAUGCCCCUCUCUCUCCCAUGGAAGAAAUGAUAUAAGAUGUUCCUUGGGCCAAAGCCCCAGGGCAGUCUAGAGGCUCGGAGGGCAAAGUGGUGUCAUCCCAGCUCAAAUCAGUCUUCUGAAGGGUCGGACAAAACACUAGUGCCCACACCCUCCACAGGUCUGCACAUUCUUAGACAAAUGCAAGCACAGUUUUCUGGUCCCAGGUUUCUCCGAUGAGUAGAACUAGGACCAAUGGAUGAAACUUAAUAGCUUAAUGAAGGAAGAGUUUGCUGCCCAUCUCAGCAGCGGUCCAGCAAAAGCCAGACAUCUCUUUAAAUGGAAGCAGGAGCACUGCUGAGAUGGCCUUUAGGUUCCUUCCACGCUAGGUGGGGGAGAGCUUUUGGGGCUGGGAUGGUGUUUGGACUCCCGUGCUCCUGCAGAGCACAGAGCACAAGCAGGUUGUACUUGGUUUAUGUAGGUUGGAGCCCCCGGUUCUCCUGCCCAAUCUCCCCACCACACAGGCCAUGCUGCUCUGGCUACAUUGGGGGCUCAUUCUGGCUGGUUCUCACCAAACAGCCCAGAGAGAACAGCUGCUUUUCCAUAAAGCCGAUGCCCGCCAAGAUCUCUGAUUAGACCAGGCGUAAUUCAGACCACUGGCCGUUGGUGACAGCCAGAGCCAGGAAAGGUCCAAGCAGAACCAGAGCAGGGCUCUGCUUGCCAUAAACAUCAUUUCCAGAGGUUAAUUCUACCCCCACUCCCCACUCGAGGCCUGUUGGAGCAGAUUGCACAGCAAAAGCACAGUGACACUUGACACAUGAUUGUCAUCAUUCCCACCAUUAUCCAUUCCAUUGCCAGGUGGAUCCUGGUGCUAGCCCAGGUGAAUCCAGGCUAACCCACAUUAGAGAUCAGACUCAAAAGCACUUUUCUACCUUCUCUUUUCACCCUACAUCCUACUACCCAAUGAGAAGCAAAGGCUCGGGGCUUCUACCAUUGCCUUGGUUACUGGACACCAUCAUAGCCCUCUAGGGCCAUCACGGGGUUCCCACUCAACUCCCCGGAAACUGAUAUUGUCACAUCCACGGGGCAUAUGACAUUGCAUGAGACCCAAGUCUCCACACUGUUCGCAGCUUCCUCGUGAACCCCAAUGGCCUGCACUUGUACAGUUUGGGUGUUUGAUAGAUAAAGCACGUACAAGAAGAGAAAACAAAAUAAAUCAACUUUUUACAAAAGCCAGCACUGUGCUGUCAAUGUUCUUUUUUUUUUUUUUUUUCCUUUCCAAUUCUAGCUUAAGAAAGCAGAAGGUAAAUAAUGUCAGGUCAAUGAAUAUCAGAUCUAUUUUUUGACUGUACAUUACAGUGAAGUGUAAUCUUUUUACACCCGCAAGUCCAUCUUAUUUAUUCUUGUAAAUGUUCCCUGACAAUGUUUGUAAUAUGGCUGUGUCGAAAGUCUCUACAAUAAAGCUGUGACCCUGAGA
This is a messenger RNA of Hipposideros armiger (great roundleaf bat), 12483 nucleotides long. It is a transcript of the gene PTPRT, whose product is annotated as protein tyrosine phosphatase receptor type T. Lineage: Eukaryota; Metazoa; Chordata; Mammalia; Chiroptera; Hipposideridae. Gene Ontology annotation, molecular function: protein binding; protein tyrosine phosphatase activity. The transcript is spliced from 31 exons. The record is from RefSeq and is a predicted model, not a curated record. Bases 159 to 4343 code for a protein of 1394 amino acids. Gene Ontology annotation, cellular component: membrane. Gene Ontology annotation, biological process: protein dephosphorylation.